Nerophis lumbriciformis (worm pipefish) is the source of this 1356-nucleotide messenger RNA. Lineage: Eukaryota; Metazoa; Chordata; Actinopteri; Syngnathiformes; Syngnathidae. The record is from RefSeq and is a predicted model, not a curated record.
AUGGUUACCCUGCAUGGCAGGUGGUACCCGGACAAGCUGGCAGUCAUUGACGAACAGAAAGCCCUGACCUGGUGUCAGAUCGACUGUGGCUCGAACCAAGUCGCGAACGGUCUUAGCGCGCUUGGCAUCGGACGUGGCGACAGCGUUGCGGUGCUAAUGAGCAACUGCGCCGAGUAUGUCGAAAUCAUGUUCGGCAUACUCAAGGCUGGAGCUGUCAUCGUCCCACUGAACCUAGCCGUUAGUGAGGAGGGCCUGGUGACAUUGCUCAACGACUCGGCAUCGAAGGCAAUCUUUCUGACGCCGAACCAGUAUGCCCGCAUUGGAGACAAGUUCGACUCAAUUACGACGCUGGUUCCAUCAGCAGUCUGGGUCCACGGCGACUCCCCCAGCGACCGCGCGGCGCAAUAUCGCAACUGGCGCAGUAACCAGAGCGAUGCUGAUCCAGGCAUCACGAUUGAUGACAACGAUCCAUGCAAUAUCAUCUACAGCUCUGGUACGACCGGCUUACCCAAGGGCAUUAAACAUAUUCACCGCCGGCGCGUGCAGUCAAUGUACGAGCUUGCCCUGGCCCAUCACUACCAUUUUGAAGCGGUCGCGAUCUGCCCUAUUGGGCUCUACUCGAACAUUGCCUGGGCCUCGGUAUUCUGCGCGCUGAUUGUUGGUGGUACUUGUGUCAUCCAGAGAGCAUUCACGCCGGAAUCAUGGCUCGAGGCUGUUGAGCAGUAUCACGUCACCCACACUUUCAUGGUGCCGCUGCAGUUCCAGAAGGUCCUCGAAGCACCGAAUUUUUCCAGCGCAGCCGUCGCCUCGCUCGAGGCCGUUAUAUCCGGUGGCUCCCCGCUCUUUGCUAGCCUCAAGCAGCGUGUCAUCAAUAAAUUCGGUUGCGCUGUCAUCGAGCUGUACGGCCUAACUGAAGGAUUCAUGACAACGCUGCAGCCACAAGAAGCCGUUGAAAAGCUGACCUCUGUCGGCAAACCAGUCCGCGGGCACGAUUAUAUUAUCGUUGACGAUGACGACAAAAAGCUUGGUUGGGGCAACACUGGCGAAAUAUGCGUCCGCAGCAUUCACUGGAUGAUCGAGUACCACAAUCGGCCGGAGGCAACGCAACAGGCCAUGUACUUUGAUAACAACGAAAGACAUGAUUCUAUCCGGCGGCAGAACAUCUACCCCGUCGACAUCGAGGCUGUAAUGAUCGAACAUCCAGAAAUAUCGGAGGUCGCGGUCAUCGGCAUACCUCAUGACAAAUGGGGAGAGACGCCCUAUGCGCUUGUGUGCCAAUGCGUGGGACUGACGGGGACUUGCAAGCCCGACUUCUGCAAUGGACCAACGGACAUGUCGGGAAGCGUCAAAAACUGA